AUUUUCUUUCAUUCCAGCAUAAAGCAAAGGUAGAAGCCAUGACCUUAGACCUUGCUUCUCUUCAUAGUGUGGAACAGUUUGCUAAAGAAUUCAGAUCCAGGAAUUUGCCUCUUCACAUUUUGAUCUGCAAUGCUGCAACGUUUGCUCAGCCUUGGCAAAUGACAGAAGAUGGUUUUGAGUACACCUUUCAGGUAAACCACCUGGGGCAUUUUUAUCUGGUUCAGCUUCUCCAAGAUGUCCUUCAGCGCUCAGCACCUUCAAGGGUGGUCGUAGUAUCCUCUGAGUCCCAUCGAUUUACAGAUAUUAAAGAUUCUGCAGGAAAACUUGACUUAAACCUGCUCUCUCCUCCUAAGAAAGAGUAUUGGGCAAUGUUGGCUUACAACCGCUCUAAACUAUGCAACAUCCUAUUUAGUAAUGAACUGAAUCGACGCUCAUCUCCCCGUGGGGUUACCUCUAACGCUCUUCAUCCCGGCAAUAUGAUGUAUUCAUCAAUCCAUCAGAACUGGUGGGUGUAUACCCUUCUGUUUGCAUUUGCUCGGCCUUUCACCAAGUCUAUGGUAAGUGACCAGCUGUCAAUAUCUUUGGUCUUCAGAUAUUUUCAAGUAUCAGUGGGGCCAUUGCAUUAUGUACUUGUUGGCAUCGUUUGA
This is a messenger RNA of Protopterus annectens (West African lungfish), 647 nucleotides long. RefSeq names its product WW domain-containing oxidoreductase-like. The transcript has 3 exons. The record is from RefSeq and is a predicted model, not a curated record. NCBI's taxonomy places the organism in Eukaryota, Metazoa, Chordata, Ceratodontiformes, Protopteridae. The coding region runs from base 39 to 647 and encodes 202 amino acids.